AUGGGUUCAGCUCCUAAGCUCAUCAUAACCGAUCAAGAUCCAGCCAUGAGAGGUGCUAUUGAGCAGGUAAUGUCAAAUACUAGACACAGGUGGUGUAUGUGGCACAUUAUGGUUAAGCUUGCUGAUAAAGUGGGUAAGGAUCUUAGAGCUGAUGAACGGUUUAAGAAGGAAUUAAAUUCUUGUGUUUGGUCAGAGUUGAUAGAACCUCACGAGUUUGAAGCUGCGUGGAAUGAAGUCAUGAACAAAUAUGGGUUGACGGGUGUAGGUUGGUUUAGAAAAAUGUUUGCAACAAGAAAAAUGUGGGUCCCUGCUUACUUUAGGGACUUCCCAAUGAGUUCAUUGAUAAAAACAACUUCCGUUUCAGAAUCACAGAAUAUGUUUUUCAAAAGAUACGGCAAUUCUACAGCGAAUCUUGUUCAGUUCAUCAUGAAUUUCAAUCAUGCAUUGGAUGCCCAAAGAAACAAUAGUGCGAAGCAUGAUUACUUGGACUCGACAACCAUCCCCAUUUUGAAGACGAAGUUGUUAUUUGAGAAACAUGCUUCGACCAUCUUCACUGAGAAUGCUUUCAAAUCAAUUCAAGAGGAGAUGGCUGACGCAUCCUCUAACUGUGGUAUGAAAGGGAUGUCCACGGAGGACGAUAUUCAGUACUACGAGGUUGAUGAUCUAUAUGAGAAGACAUGGACUGUCACAUUCUGUGCAGAUGACGAUUCAUACCAAUGCAGCUGUAAAUUGUUUGAGAGGAUUGGAAAGAUAUGUAGUCACAUAUUUUUCAUACUUAAAAACAACCACGUGAAGCUGAUCCCUGACACCUUAUUUGGAGGUCGAUGGUUGAAGACACCACUAAUGAAGGCUACACAUGGUGUUUUAUCUAAGGAGGACAUGACAUACGCAUUUGCAGAUGAGAAGAAAAUGGCGAUAAAGAAGUUGUAUUCUUCCUUUUUUGAGUUGGUGCAAGCCGUGGAAAGCGACAUUGAAAAAAUUCAUGCUGCCACUGCCCUCAUUGAUGAUGCCAAAAAAGGUUUGUUCAGUGGAGAUGUCGUAAUGUCGGCCUUUGACAAGAAGAAGAUGAUUGAGAGCUUUUAUGGCUGUGAGAAGCCGGAAGAAGUCGACGUUCAUCCUCCUGAAUAUGUGAAUACAAAAGGUUGCGGCAGUACUGCUGCAGCUAGGUUGAUUUCAAAGAAGGAGAAAGCCAUUCAGCUGUCAAAAAAACCUCAACGUCGUUGCGCAAAGUGCAAAGAGAUGGGGCACCAUGACUCGCGGAACUGCACCAGAGUCAAAGAAAAAGAAAAGGAGCUGCGCCAGAGUCAAAGAAAAGAAAAACGUCGUAGAAAGUCUCAAAGUUAA
This is a messenger RNA of Salvia splendens (bonfire salvia), 1344 nucleotides long. RefSeq names its product protein FAR1-RELATED SEQUENCE 5-like. The transcript has a single exon. NCBI's taxonomy places the organism in Eukaryota, Viridiplantae, Streptophyta, Magnoliopsida, Lamiales, Lamiaceae. Bases 1 to 1344 code for a protein of 447 amino acids. The record is from RefSeq and is a predicted model, not a curated record. Gene Ontology annotation, molecular function: zinc ion binding.